AUGGAACCCGGAUUUCUGAAGAAUGAAGAAUCAAGUGCAGGGUUUAAAGAUCCAACGAAAUACCGGAGUCUCGUGGGUGGGCUUUUAUAUCUUGCGUGUAAUACUAGACCGGACGUAGCAGCGUGUACGGCAAUUCUUGGCCGUAAGUUUAGUGAUCCGACGGAAGCUGACUGGACUGCAGCAAAGAGAGUGCUCCGAUAUUUAAAGAAGACAGUUAACUACAGCCUGCGUUUAGGGGGAGAUUUACGUCAACCGCUUGUCGGUUAUUCGGAUUCCGACUGGGCGGGCGAUGUGAAUAGUCGAAAAUCAACAUCUGGUUUUGUAUUCUUUCACGGAGGAGCUCUGAUAUCUUGGGCGAGUCGUCUUCAAACUUCAAUCGCUCUGUCGUCAAUGGAAGCCGAGUACUUGGCGCUGAGUGAAGGUUGCCAAGAGACCGUGUGGUUGCGGCAAUUGCUUUGCGAUUUUGGUGAGGAGCAGGAGACUCCUACUGUUGUGAACGAAGACAACCAGGGGUGUAUCGCGUUCGUUCGUACGGAACGAUGCAAUCGUCGAUCCAAGCAUAUUGACACUCGUGAAAAGUUUGUUAAGAAUUUGUGUGAGAAGAAGGUGAUUGAAUUGCGUUAUUGUUCAACUGACCAAAUGAUUGCGGAUGUUAUGACAAAGCCUCUGGGUCCUAGUAAGCAUCAACAGUUUUGUGAAAUGAUGGGUCUUGGAGAUUGGAAUGAACCCGAUGGUCAUUGA
Molecule: messenger RNA, 741 nt
Organism: Wyeomyia smithii (pitcher-plant mosquito)
Lineage: Eukaryota; Metazoa; Arthropoda; Insecta; Diptera; Culicidae
Exons: 1
Coding region: 1-741 (246 amino acids)
Source: RefSeq, a predicted model, not a curated record